UUCGUCAGAAAACCUAUGGUGCAUUUGUUUUUUAUUGCACAGCAACAACAACCGAUUACCGUUGUUUGUAAUGCAGUUUAUUUCAAGAGGGAAGGGAAAGUGAGAUAUUUACUUCCAGUCGCCAUUGGAUACAUUAGUGGCCAAAAGCUUUUAAGCUCCCAAAAUUUGAUGGCAGAAUCGACGGCAGAAAUCAAGGAAAAACUCCCGAAACCACUCUUCAUCAAUGGGAGGUUUCAAAAUUCAUGGGGGAAUCCUGGGCGACCUGGAAAUUGGGAGGCACUGAAGUUUUUGACAGUUUACAAGAAUGAAACCAAUCUACCAAGCCAAAAGGAGCUUGAUGAAAUGCCUGACUUUGUGGUACAUACCCCAAACUAUGACAUGAUGACAUCAGCAGCCGACGAUAGUCUCCAGGUCACCUGGCUUGGUCACGCUUCCGUUCUGUUUCAAGUCGAUGGGAUGAACAUCUUAUCGGAUCCUGUAUUUGGAAAGUUCUGUGGUGCCACCCAGUCCCGACCUUUUGGUCAAAAACGUUUUCGUGACUGCAAAACAGAUGUUGAUAAUUUGCCAGAAAUACAUGCUGUGGUUAUAAGUCAUGAUCAUUAUGAUCACCUUGAUUACUACACCGUAAAGAAACUAAACAAGAGAUUUGGCGAUAAGUUAACAUGGCUUGUUCCCCUUGGAACCAAAAAGUGGAUGAUUGAUUCUGGUUGCUCUAAUGUUUUUGAGCUUAAUUGGGGAGAUGAACACGUUUUGACGACGAAGUCUACUGAAGAAAAUGGAACAUCUGAUAAUCCGGGGGUGAAGUUUGUUUUUGCUCCUGCACAGCAUUGGUGUACAAGAACAUUAUUAGACGAGAACACACGUCUUUGGGGUAGCUGGAUAAUUAUUGGUCCAAAGCAUAGAGUCUACUUUGCAGGGGAUACUGGAUAUUGUGACAUCUUUAAAACGAUUGGUAAUCUGUAUGGUCCAUUCGAUCUUGCAGCAAUACCAAUUGGAGCCUAUCGACCAAGGCAUGUGAUGAUAAAUCAGCACGUUGAUCCAGAAGAGGCAGUGAAAGUGCAUCAAGACGUAAAGGCGAAGAAGUCAGUGGCAAUCCACUGGGGAACAUUUGCUCUUGCUUAUGAGAACGCAAGAGAGCCUCCACAGCUACUCCGGCAGUGUUUAGAAGCUGCAAAUGUGAAACUAGAGGACUUCUUUUUAUUACAGCACGGCGAGAGUAGAAAAAUAGAGACUGAUCAAGAUAUUUAAUGUUGGAAGAAGUCAGUUUCAGGUAAAUUUAUCACGGAUUAUGGAAAUCUCCCCACUUCUCAACGGGACGACGGGAUGCUCCACACUUGUCGGACACGAAUUUUCUCUAAAAUGAUGCACUUAAUACAGUAUUUUUUAGAAUGUCUUACGGAUAUGCGGAAAUUUUUACCUGCUGUCUUGUAAACGAGGAUCUGGUCAAAUUUUGGUUUUUCUGGUUAGCAGCAUCUAUCAAAAUUUUCGAAUGCGAAAUUUUGGCUGAAAAUGACCGGAACGGUGGAUUUCAACAAAAAUUGCGCAGAACGGUAGAUUUCUGCCCCCCCCCCCUGUUGAUGACUCCCAUUGUAAUGAUGUCAGCUUGAACAAUGAUGAGAAUUGCCCUUGCUGGGACUAGGAACCCUAAUGCAUAGAUGAAAAACAGAUGGUACCCUAAAUGUUACCUUUUCUUGGUUACUGAGAUAUCAGAAUAUUGUCAUCUUUUCAUUAAGUUUCAUAACGUACUUUCUUGCAAUAGUUUUCACGUAGCCAGUAUGAUAAAGUGUUUGUUUUUGCAGACAAAUCUGCAAACUUUGUUGACUUUUGUAGACAAUGUAAAUUUCACUUUUGUAAAAUGCAACAAAUUUUUUUGCAAAAUGUAUCAAAUGCAAUAAGGUGGGAGUCAUGCAUAUUUAGUCAUGUAUAACAAUAUAUUUUGAAUUUAAAUGAUUAAAUUUCUCCAAUUUUAUCAAAAUGUUUACAUAUUUUACAAAAUAUUUAAUCAAAAUUUUUGCUUGAG
Messenger RNA from Rhopilema esculentum, 2020 nucleotides. NCBI's taxonomy places the organism in Eukaryota, Metazoa, Cnidaria, Scyphozoa, Rhizostomeae, Rhizostomatidae. The record is from RefSeq and is a predicted model, not a curated record.